CCGGGCUUUGAGUGGACCGCGGGUGAGAUUCGGUUUCGUAAAAAGAAGACGCGCCAGCCAGCGUUGUCUUGGCUGUACAUCUUGGAAAGCAGAUUGCUUCAGGUCGAUUGUGGCACGCAAGGCGGGAAACUUGGUGGAACCGCAUUCAACGCCCCUUCCGCGAGUCCGCAACUUGCCCCUCGGGAAAAUCAAUUGGGUUUCUGUGGGUUUCUUUAUCUGAUGAUCUAA
Messenger RNA from Penicillium diatomitis, 228 nucleotides. RefSeq lists its product as uncharacterized. The transcript has 2 exons. Lineage: Eukaryota; Fungi; Ascomycota; Eurotiomycetes; Eurotiales; Aspergillaceae. The annotation marks the transcript as partial. The record is from RefSeq and is a predicted model, not a curated record.